Molecule: messenger RNA, 906 nt
Organism: Brenthis ino (lesser marbled fritillary)
Lineage: Eukaryota; Metazoa; Arthropoda; Insecta; Lepidoptera; Nymphalidae
Source: the annotation of a GenBank genome assembly
AUGUUUAAGUCAUCAGUUCUCAAUCUUCAAGAAGCUACAUCAGAACAAGUCCAAGAAUUUUUAAACUCUUUUGAUACAGUUUUAAGUGAUUGUGAUGGGGUACUGUGGAUUAACAAUAAUGCAAUUCCGGGAUCUGCUGAAGCUAUGAACUACUUCCGUAAAUUAGGAAAAAGAAUAUUUUAUGUUACCAAUAAUUCUACUAAAAUUCGUAGCGACUUUGCUGUAAAAGCUCAACAGCUUGGCUUUAUUGCGGAACAGGAAGAAAUACUUUCUACAGCCUACUUAGUAGCACAUUACCUAAAAGGCAUCGGAUUUAGAAAAAAAGUAUAUUUAUUAGGCUCAAAUGGUAUUGGUGAUGAAUUAAAAGCUGUUGGAAUUCGACACACUGGUGUAGGCCCUGACCAUGUUAAAACAGACUUUAAAUCUAUGACUACUGAAGACUUAGAUCCUGAAGUAGGAGCAGUGGUUGUUGGUUUUGAUGAGCAUCUAAGUUACCCUAAGUUAAUGAAAGCUGCUUCAUAUCUUGCUAAUGAGGAAUGCUUAUUUAUAGCUACUAAUACUGAUGAAAGGUUUCCAAAAUCCAGUUCGAUUAUUAUACCAGGCACAGGAACCCUAGUACGAGCUGUUGAAACUUGUUCUGAAAGAAAAGCUUUAGUACUUGGCAAACCCAAUGACUAUAUAACAAAAUUUCUUGAAUCAUUUGGAUUAGAUCCAGCCAGGACUUUGAUGAUUGGAGACAGAUGUAACACUGACAUUGCAUUUGGUGUCAGGUGUGGUUUUCAAACUCUUCUUGUCAUGACUGGAGUAACUUCUGAAAAAGACUUGGAGAAAAUAAGAAAUGAGCAAAGACCUCCCCUUCCUGAUGUUGUUUUGCCCAAGUUAGGAGAUAUAUUAAAUUUAACUUCA